AUGGCGCUAAGGGUGUGUUUCUUGGUACUUCUGCUGGCUAUAGACUAUAGUGCGUACGCUCGAAGCGUGUCAAAUGACGACACUAUGGAUGAAGUAAAAGAUAAUGAGUACAAGGACGACUUCAACUUGGUUUCCAACUCGAACUUGGACGUUGUCAAGCACGAAGAUCUGGUGGAAGUGGAAUGUGACGGUUUGGAAUGUGCAGCUGAGGUGAAGGACGUUAGCGCGGGCGUUCUUUCUGUCUGGGAUCGAGGUCUCGUGACAACAAAACUCAACCCAACGCUCAUCCUGCAGGAACAUGCACAAACUGCCAGUAAUGUCCUGAAAAACUUCAGAGGCGAGACACUCGGCUAUGUGACACCAUGGAACAGUCGAGGCUACGACAUGGCCAAACGGUUUCGUACUAAGUUUACGUACAUCUCGCCCGUAUGGCUACAAGUGCGUGAAGACCCUGACCAUGUACCGAUCAUCACAGGUACACACGACAUCGACCGGCAGUGGGUUCAGGAUAUUAAAAAUGGGGCUGAAGGGGAAAAAGUAGAGGAAGAAGGUCCUGCAGUGCUACCUCGUGUCGUCUAUGAGCGCAACCAUAUCAGUGUGGAGGAUGAUCCGCUGAUUAUUUCCAAGUUGCUGACGUUGACGGAUGAGCAUGACUUUGAUGGAAUAGUGUUUGAGAUUCCAGUGAUGGAACGGACGUUGGAUAUGCUGCAGCAAAUGGCUCGGGCCUUUCGAGCAGCGGAUAAGUUGCUGAUCCUUGUGUUGUCUAGAAGUUCAAAGGACGGUGAGAUGCCUGUGACGCACGAGCUUUUCAACAAGUUGGCACCGUUAGUGCACCGUUUUUCCAUGAAUGCGUAUGAUUUUAGUAUACCAGGGCCAAACGCGCCCUAUCCAUGGCUGAAAAAGACGCUUGAGAAAAUGUCGCCGAUGGAGCGGCAACGAAUACUAAUGGGACUUCCGUUUUACGGCUAUGAUAAUACUGAGGCGAUCACGGGAAGCUCUUACAUUCAAGUGUUGAACGAUAACGAUGUGGCGAAAAUUCGAUGGGAUGCAGCUGCACAUGAGUGUCAACACACGUACACUGCGGAAACGGGUAGCCGUCAUGUUGUUUUCUUUCCAUGUCUGCAAUUCCUGCAAGACCGUUUGAAGCUAUACAAGGCUUACGGUGUGGGGGUUGCGAUUUGGGAGCUUGGACAAGGGCUCGAUUUCUUUUACGACCUCCUGUAA
Molecule: messenger RNA, 1224 nt
Organism: Peronospora farinosa
Lineage: Eukaryota; Oomycota; Peronosporomycetes; Peronosporales; Peronosporaceae
Source: the annotation of a GenBank genome assembly